UUCUCGACCAGCGUCCUUAUUCACGAAGAAACAGAAAACUGUGAGAAACUACCACUAGUGACGCUCAAGCAUGGCAAGCGUCUCUAAGCAACCACCCCCUUGACCUCCUGUCUGACCAGCUUCACGGACUUGAAUCUCAGGCUGCAAUAUUUCCUCUUGCUCUAGCUACCAUUUUGGCUAGCAAGGGGAAGAACAGUCCUUUUUUUUUUUUUUUUUUUUUUUUCCCCUGUCUGAGAAUUUACUCUCGCCUAACCGUUCUCCUUUUCCCCUGCGCUUAUACAUACAAACGCCGGUCACACCAAGCAAAGGCACAUACGCAGUAAGUUCCUACCAAGCCGUUCUUCCUGACUCCACCAAAAUGGCGAGCGGGGGAUUCCAGGUACCUCGCCUGGGAGGAGCAUGCAGCUGCUUGCAUCAUAGCGACCACUUUUAGGAAUGUAUUCUUGCUGCCUUGGCCAUCAUUUCGAUUUAUAUUUAUGAGCCUAUAUUCUACAUUAUCUCUCUUUCCUAUGAAGAAGAGUAUGUUCAUGAAUUUUGAAACUCGAAAUCUCUUGUAAUUAUUCUUGGUUCCCGCUGCUGGCUCGGCGUUUGUUCUGCUUCUUAACCUAUACCUUUUAUCACUUCCGUUCAAUAAUUUCGAUGGUGUUUUCAUCAGGUGAUUCCCCGGAUGCUAUCCGGAACCACUUGAUUGCUUUCAUUGGAGAGUUUGUGGGGACGUUCAUGUUCCUCUUCACUGCGUUUGCAGGUACUCAGGUUGCCAACGAGAAAACUGGUCCCGGAGUGGAUAGCCUUCUUUACAUUGCAGCUGCCUUCGCCGCUUCGGUAACUGUGAACGCAUGGAUCUUUUUCCGCGUCAGCGGUUCGGCCUUUAACCCGGUUGCUUCCCUUUCGCUAUGGCUUCUUGGUGCAAUAUCCCUCGCGAGAUUUGGUGUGGCAGCUCUCGCUCAUAUGGCGGCUGGCAUUGCGGCCUCGGCAGUUGUGGCAAUCCUAUUCCCAGGUCCUCUUACCGUUCAGGCCCGGUUAGGACCUGGAACAACUGUCGUGCAAGGCCUCUUCAUCGAGGCUUUUUUGACCGCCCAGUUGAUGAUCGCUGUCCUCAUGCUGGCUGUGGAAAAGCAGCGGGCCACAUAUCUAGUCCCUCUUGUGGUCGGCAUUGCUGUUUUCAUUUGCGAAAUUGCUGGUGCCCGCUAUAGUGGAGGAGCCCUCAGUCCGGCUCGUGCCUUUGGGCCCGAUCUUGUCUUGGGUGACUUCGCUCCAUACCAUUGGAUAUAUUGGGCUGGCCCGACCCUUGGCUCCCUCGCUGCAACUGGGUUCUUCUAUCUUCUAAAGAUGCUCAAAUAUGAAACUUGUAACCCGGGAGCGGACUCCGAUGGUCUGGAGCGCUUUGAUGGCCUAGAUUCCAAAGUAUAA
Messenger RNA from Coccidioides immitis RS, 1410 nucleotides. RefSeq names its product MIP family channel protein. Lineage: Eukaryota; Fungi; Ascomycota; Eurotiomycetes; Onygenales; Onygenaceae. The record is from RefSeq and is a predicted model, not a curated record. Gene Ontology annotation, molecular function: water channel activity. Bases 640 to 1410 code for a protein of 256 amino acids. Gene Ontology annotation, biological process: transmembrane transport. The transcript has 4 exons. Gene Ontology annotation, cellular component: plasma membrane.